AUGCUAUCCUUACAAGCAAAGAACGGUGAUAAUACCACGGAUUUAUUCUUCAGUGGUGAUGAAUUCUCCUUUGAAUCGAAGAAUAAAAAUGGUGUUUAUCUUGAUAAAUCAAAAGGCAUUCGAAUUAUAAUAAAGGCGCUAAUUCCACAGGGAAAAUUAGUAUUGAAGUUGAAUACCUUUUCUUUUGAUGUUUUUGAUGAAGAAGUUGCUAAAUUAUGGGUCGAAAACGUAAAUGUUAUUGUAUAUAAAGAUGCGAAAAAAGAGAAGAAACUCAAGAUAUUCAUUAAUCCUUUUGGCGGAUCUGGUAGGGCAGUGAAAAUCUUCAACCAAUUCGUUAAACCGAUAUUUGAUGCAGCAAGGUGCAAAUGUGACAUUACUUUAACUGAAUAUUCGAACCAUGCCAAAGAAAUUGUAAAAGAUUUAGAUUUAAAAGAAUAUGAUGCUAUAAUUACGGCGAGUGGUGAUGGAAUCGUUCACGAAGUCGUCAACGGUCUCUUAUCACGUGAUGACGCACUCGACAUCAAUAUACCAAUAGGGGUAAUUCCCACAGGUAGCGGAAAUGGGCUAAGUUUUUGUCUCUUAGGAAAUGACCACGGCAAUAGCGUGUCUCAUGCCACUCUAAACGUCAUCAAAGGCGUUCCAAUGAAAAUUGAUGUGUGUUCAGUGACACAGGGAAAUCAAAGAUAUUAUUCUUUCAUGUCAAUAAAUUAUGGUGUUAUUGCAGAUUGCGAUUUAUCAACGGAACAUUUGAGAUUUAUGAAGGAUUUUCGGUUCGUGGUUGGUGCCUUACAAGCAUUAUUAGCAAAUCGAAGAUAUGGUUGUGAGAUAGCUGUGAAAAUUGUCGAUGAAAAUAUUGAGAAAAUUAAACAAGGAUAUCGUAAAGCAUAUGAUACAUCAACAUCAUGUAUCGAAGACGAUCGAGAUAAAUCAGGGGGGAUUAAGGACAAGUUUGGCAGCGUAAAUGAUCCGAUCCCAUCAGAUUGGACCGUGUUGAAUGAUGAUGUAUAUAUAUUCAUCGCAGGCAAGAUCCCAUGGAUAUCCAAAGGACAAAUUGUAUUUCCUUAUGCGUUACCAUCUGAUGGACUCUUAGAUUUAAUGGUCGUUAAUUCUGAUAAAGUAUCAAGAAUGAAAGUUGCAAGUAUAUUGACCUCAUUUGAUGAAUCAUCUCAUAUUAACAUGAAGGAGGUUAAUUAUUAUAAAGUAGCGGCGUUGCGAUUAACCCCCAAAAACAAAAAUAUUGGAUACAUUAGCAUUGAUGGAGAGAGAGUUCCAUUUGAACCAUUUCAAGUUGAAGUACAUCCUAAAUUAAUCAAUGUACUAAGUAUAGACGGGAAAUACGCUCCAACAAACUUUUAA
Funneliformis geosporum is the source of this 1356-nucleotide messenger RNA. Lineage: Eukaryota; Fungi; Glomeromycota; Glomeromycetes; Glomerales; Glomeraceae. The record is from the annotation of a GenBank genome assembly.